GAUUCGCCAAGUUAUUCACCCCCUUCUAAAUGUGAUUGGCGAUUUCAGCAGCUGAAAAGUUGGUAGCCUACUAUUCCUUUUAAAGUAACAAAUCCAGUUUGACAGCAUUUACCCCAAGCUAUCCAACAGAAUGCUGAGAGUGAAUAGGACAUUCUUUUACGUCUCCACCCAAACGUGAGUUUCCAAGAGAACACAAAGAGGGAGGAUUUUACGCGUUGACAUUUUCAGAUAUAGGAAGUAUACUUCAUCCCAUCACGUAGGCUACCGCCAAUGAUAGCUCUGAAGUCACUCCCGGGUCUCACACGACAACACCAUCGGCCAGAUUCACACCGGGACGCACGAGGACAGGAUGGAAGACCUGAAGACAGGUCUGAGUUCUCAGGAUACAGACUGCCCAAUCUGCUACGAAUGCCUUUCAGGCACAGCUAGGACUCUAAGUUGCUCCCACACAUUCUGCCACGACUGUCUGGUCAGAACUUUAGUCAGCAUCAACAAGGACGGGGUCAUCACGCGGGAUAGUAUUGUCUGUCCCAUUUGCAGGCACCUCACCUUCAUCACUAAACGAAAUGAGCCCGUGGUGACUACCCGUCUGCAUGCACAGACCCAGAAGAUUUUGGAAGUGCCUUUACUCGAUGUACACCAACCUCUCAAUGUUCGGUCUCCAAAUGUCUCACCCUUGAAUACUGGACGUUUUGGCUGGAUUACGCGAUAUUUCAGAGGGGUGUCUUUACCGGAUUGCAUAAGACCCAGUAAAAGCUCAUCGGAGAUUUUCAUCAUUAGUGAACUUGGCCGACCUAUGAAAGAAGACGAUUUAAAUGUCCUCCCAACAACAACAGUAAUUGUUCCAAAUCAAAGGAGAAGUCGUCCGAGAAUUUGUACUACUGGGCGAUGUUUACUGUUCCUGUUAUCAGUUUUCUCCUUACUAGCGCUUAUAACCGUGACAUUACCUUGGGUCUUGUUGGCUUAGUGAUUAUAUUGCGCGUUUCAUAUUGGACAGAUGUAAGCAACCUCGAAUAAUAAUAACACUUAAAAUGCUAUGCCUGAUAAACGUAUGGAAAUCUGUCAAGGACCUUUCAUCUUGUCUGUAUGUCUUGUUGGGGAAAAUAUAUGAAUACUAAUGCUGAUAUAACUUGGCUAUAUUUAAAGCAUAUUGAAAACUAAAUUGUGAAUUUUAUACUGAAUAAAUGUGAGUAUCCAAGAAGAUUAUGAGUUUACUCAUAAUGGAACUGGACGAACUGGAUAUGGGUGCCACCUGUAAGAAGAUAAGCGAUGGUUGUCACGUUACAGGUAUUUGUGUGUACGUAUUAGUUAGAAUGAAGUUAUGUAAGAUGGAACUGAAUGCACCAU
Clupea harengus (Atlantic herring) is the source of this 1347-nucleotide messenger RNA. It is a transcript of the gene rnf222, whose product is annotated as ring finger protein 222. NCBI's taxonomy places the organism in Eukaryota, Metazoa, Chordata, Actinopteri, Clupeiformes, Clupeidae. The record is from RefSeq and is a predicted model, not a curated record.